This is a messenger RNA of Poecile atricapillus (Black-capped chickadee), 3025 nucleotides long. It is a transcript of the gene NOC2L, whose product is annotated as NOC2 like nucleolar associated transcriptional repressor. Gene Ontology annotation, biological process: ribosomal large subunit biogenesis; negative regulation of transcription by RNA polymerase II. The transcript is spliced from 19 exons. Gene Ontology annotation, cellular component: nucleolus; Noc1p-Noc2p complex; Noc2p-Noc3p complex. Gene Ontology annotation, molecular function: histone binding; transcription corepressor activity. The record is from RefSeq and is a predicted model, not a curated record. The coding region runs from base 46 to 2394 and encodes 782 amino acids. Lineage: Eukaryota; Metazoa; Chordata; Aves; Passeriformes; Paridae.
GCUGCACGCCGGGAGCGGAAGCUGCGGCCGCGUGGUGGAGGCAACAUGGCGGCCCCCGGUAGGAGGAAGCUGGCGGAGCUGAGCCUGGACGAGUUCCUGGCUGCCGGCUCGGACUCGGAGCAGGACGGUGGCUGGCAGGAGGAGCAGGAGGAGGAGGAGGAGGAGGAGGAGGGCGGCCGGGCCCUUCAGGGCGCUGCGAGGCGGCGGCGGCCGAGCGGGAAGGCGGCCCAGGGGCUGCAGGCACGGCCGGGCAGCAGGAAGAAGGGAAAGGCAUCUGAACACAAAGAUCAGCUCUCCAGGCUGAAGGACAGAGACCCUGAGUUUUAUAAGUUUCUGGAGGAGAACGAUCGCAAGCUGCUGGAUUUUGAUGCCUCAGACAGCUCUGAGGAGGAGGAGGCUCUGCACAGACCCCCUGAUACACUCGAGGAAGCCAGUGAUGAGGAUGAAGAUGAUGAAGACGAAGAACAAGAAAAAGUCAAAAGGAAGAAAGUUUCCUUCAUCCAUGUGAGCUUGAAAAUGGUGGAGGAAUGGAAGAAAGCUGCCCAGAGGAAUCUCACCCCAAAACUCUUCCAUGAAAUCACCCAAGCCUACAAAGCAGCUGUGGCCACCACCAAAGGUGACAGUGGUGGCGACCCCAGCAAGUUCCAGGUGACUGACACUGCAGUGUUCAAUGCCCUGGUGUCCUUCUGUAUCCGGGACCUCUUCCUCUACCUGCACAAGCUGCUGCUCCCCAAAGCCCCCAAGAACAAACUCAAAAUGGUUCUCCCUUCCACCAGCCCCCUCUGGGGAAAGCUACGACUGGACAUCAAAGUUUAUCUUGGCUGUACCAUAAAACUGCUGUCGUGCCUGACCGAGGCCUCAGUGGGUGCAGCAGUCCUGCAGCACGUGAAUUCCACAGUUCCAUAUUACCUGUCCUUCCCAAAGCAGUGCCGGGCCCUCCUCAAGCAAACCAUCACUCUGUGGAGCACAGGGGAGGAGACAGUCAGAGUCCUGGCCUUCCUGGUGCUGAACAAGAUCUGCAGGUACAAGAAGGAGGUUUACCUCAGCCCCCUGCUCAAGCAAAUGUACAUUGCCUUUGUGAAGAACUCCAGGUUCACCUCUCCCAACGUGCUGCCCAUGAUCAACUUCAUGCAGCGCACGCUGACGGAGCUGCUGGCCCUGGACACACACACCUCCUACCAGCACACCUUCAUCUACAUCCGCCAGCUGGCCAUCCACCUGCGCAGCGCCAUGACCCUCAGGAAGAAGGAGAACUUCCAGUCGGUCUAUAACUGGCAGUACAUCCACUGCCUGUACUUCUGGUGUCGAGUUCUCAGCACCAUCCACCCCAGUGAGGUCCUGGAGCCCCUGAUCUACCCCUUGACACAAGUCAUUAUUGGCUGUAUCAAGCUGGUGCCAACGUCUCGGUUCUACCCCCUGCGCAUGCACUGCAUCCGUGCCCUCACCCUGCUGUCCCAGAGCACCAGGACCUUCAUCCCCGUGCUGCCCUUCAUCCUGGAGGUUUUCCAACAAGUGGAUUUCAACAAGAAGCCAGGACGGAUGAGUUCCAAGCCCAUCAACUUUGCCGUGAUCCUGAAGCUCUCCAAUGCCAACCUGCAGGAAAAGGCCUUCAGGGAUGGACUCAUUGACCAGCUCUAUGACCUGAUGCUGGAAUAUCUCCAUGGCCAAGCCCACAGCAUUGGCUUCCCAGAGCUGGUUCUCCCCACUGUCAUCCAGCUGAAAUCCUUCCUGAAGGAGUGCAAGGUUGCCAACUACUGCAAGCCCAUCCGGCAGCUGCUGGAGAAGGUGCAGGAGAACUCAGCCCACAUCUGCAGCAGGCGGCAACGAGCGGCCUUCGGCGUGGCCAGCACCGCGGCUGUGGAACAGUGGGAGAAGCAGGUGAAGGAGGAGGGAACGCCCCUGACCAAAUAUUACACCCAGUGGAAGAAGCUGAGAGAGAAGGAGAUCCAGCUGGAAAUCAGUGGCAAGGAAAGACUUGAAGACUUGAACUUCCCAGAAAUCAAGCGCAGGAAGCAGGACGAGAGAAAGGAGGAGGAUAAGAAGGAAUUCAAGGAUCUCUUUGAGCUGGACAGUGACUCUGAGGAGGAGAACGGUGGAUUCUCUGUGAAAGGGAAGGGCAGAGCCAGGCAGGCCUCAGAUGACAGCUCAGAAGCCAGCAGCAAGGAGUUUGGGGAGGAGGACGAUGAUGAAGAAGGAAAUUACGAAGUGGAGGAAGAGGAGGAGGAAGAACUGGAAGAAGACAGCGAGUCAGAGGCAGAGGAAGGCCCGGAAGGAGCCCGGGAUUCCCGGGAUUCCCGGAGCUGCCCCCGGGGGCUGUCCCGCUCCGACCUGCAGCAGCUGGCACAGGGUGGGGACGACGUCGUGCAGGACCUGGAGUUCUCUGAUGAGGACUGAGCACCUCCAGCCCCUCCCCAGCCUGCAGCACCUGGAGCUGCUGGCAGAGCCAGAACUCAGGUGGGACCAGCCCCAGGUGCCACCCAGGACCUGCUUGGUGACACAACUUGGACUUUUCAACUCAACUUGGACUGUUGCAGCUUUUUCUACCAGCUCUGUUUUUGGUACCAAUAAAACCGUGGCCAAGUCAAGGCCAGUAAAAACUGCUCAGCAGAGGGAAUAAAAGCCCCUCAUUAAAAUCUGCUGCUUUCAAUAGCACAGAGUUCACUUCCAGCCCCUGCUAAGUGAGCUGAGCAAGGGAAGGACGAGGUUUUUGUCCAAGGUUCCUCCUCUCUGCCCCACCAACCACCCCAGAGUAGCUCUGGGGCCCUCAUCAAACCCUUCCUGGUGCCCAGAAGGCCUCAAGGACUGCACAGACUCUUCCAGAGCUUUGCAGCUUCCAUGGAAGCCUUGAUCAGUUCAAGCUGGCUCUAAGAGUGCUGCAGAAGGAAACUUCAAAGUUCCACGUUGUGCAGGCAUGAAGGAAUAAGGAAAGGCAAAAUUGUUCAUGUAGGAAACACUGCCCAGGUGAGAACGGCACCACUGUAAAUGUAAAGAUUUUCACUUUGAAAGAGAUAUUAACUUACCUGUU